This is a messenger RNA of Trichomycterus rosablanca, 1362 nucleotides long. It is a transcript of the gene ghrhrb, whose product is annotated as growth hormone releasing hormone receptor b. Gene Ontology annotation, cellular component: plasma membrane. The transcript has 13 exons. Lineage: Eukaryota; Metazoa; Chordata; Actinopteri; Siluriformes; Trichomycteridae. The record is from RefSeq and is a predicted model, not a curated record. The coding region runs from base 1 to 1362 and encodes 453 amino acids. Gene Ontology annotation, biological process: cell surface receptor signaling pathway; adenylate cyclase-modulating G protein-coupled receptor signaling pathway. Gene Ontology annotation, molecular function: vasoactive intestinal polypeptide receptor activity; peptide hormone binding; G protein-coupled peptide receptor activity.
AUGCUGAACAUGUUGCUCUCCAGGAAUUCCUGGACCCUGAGAGCCGUGAUGCUGGCGGGGUGGAUCCAUUUCAGCACCUGGCAAAUGGGGGAAGCGAUCCAUCCAGUGUGUGCGCUGGUGGCUCAGCAUAUGAAGGCUCAGGAGGAGUGCAACUACACACGUCAGCUAGAAACCCGUAACCAAACCAAAAUCACUGGUUGCCAGACAGAAUGGGAUGAGAUCCGGUGCUGGUACAGGGCUGAGGUGGGUCAGGUGGUUAAUGUCUCCUGUUCUGAAGUUUCACAGCUCUUCGCCAUCAACCACGGGUACAUAUACCGGAACUGCACUAAAAGCGGCUGGAGUGACCUAUACCCGUCGUACGAGGAUGCUUGUGUGUUCGUUCCAGUGGAAGAAACUGAGACCACAUAUUAUUCCACCUUCAGACAAGUGUACACCGCAGGCUACGCCACCUCCCUCAUCUCCCUCAUAUCGGCUAUCGUUGUCUUCACAGCCUUCAGGAAGUUCCACUGUACAAGAAAUUACAUCCACAUCAAUCUCUUUUUAUCGUUCAUCCUGAGAGCUAGUGCGGUCUUUAUUAAAGACGGUGUCCUCUUCACUGACGAGACCCAGGACCACUGCUUCAUGUCUACAACGUCAUGUAAGGCAGCCGUGGCGUUUUUCCAGUUCAGCAUCCUGGCUAACUAUUUCUGGCUGCUGGUGGAAGGCAUGUACUUGCAAACUCUGCUGGCUCUCACGUUCGUCUCACAGAAGAAGUAUUUUUGGUGGUACAUACUGAUUGGCUGGGGUCUUCCAGCAACAAUCCUGACCACUUGGGUUCUGGCCAGAAAUUUCUAUGACAACAGGGGGUGCUGGGACGACACAGACGUUGCCUUGAUUUGGUGGAUCAUAAAAGGACCAAUAACAACGUCACUUUUAGUGAACUUCAUCAUCUUCAUCAAUGUGAUCAGGAUACUGGUGCAGAAGCUCAAGUCUCCGGGAGUCGGAGGCAAUGACACCAGCCAUUUCUCGCGACUGGCUAAGUCCACUAUGUUCCUGAUUCCACUCUUUGGCAUGCACUACAUGGUGUUUGCUUUUCUACCAGAGAACACCGGGAAGGAUGCUCGGCUCUACAUCGAGCUCGGACUGGGCUCAUUUCAGGGUUUCGUUGUGGCUCUAUUAUACUGUUUUCUCAAUGGUGAGGUGCAGGCAGAGUUUAAGAAGCGCUUAUGGAAAUGGCAGAUGCAGGGUUAUCUGAGCUACAGUAAACGCAGGAGAACGUUGUUCACAGAGACCAGCACCGUCACUCAGAUUUCAGUUUUAGAAAAAUCAAGCCCCAAAGAGCAGCCGUCGACCGAGCUCCCGAACACCGUCUCAGCCGUCUGA